AUGCUUGAAGUGCAUCAGAUGUAUGAAGAUAUUUGUUUUCAGUUACCAGUUGAAGGUGAAUCCCCUAGUUUAAUGAAUGUAGAUGAUAGGUAUCAGAAAAAGAUUUCAAACGCUGAAGUUCCUCUAUACCCUGGUUGUACAAAGUACUCAAAACUUUCAACCACCUUAAUUAUGUAUACGUUGAAAGCUGAAUCUGGUCUAUCUAAUUCUGGCUUUGAUAAGUUCAUGAGUGUGUUUGAAGAUAUGCUACCAGAGGCAAAUACUUUCCCCGAGUCACUGUCCACAGUCAAGAAAACACUUAAAGAUUUUGAUUUAGGGUAUGAGAAGAUAGAUGCAUGUGUCAAUGAUUGUAUCUUGUUUAGGGGAAAAGACUAUGAGAACUUACAAAAAUGUCCUGAAUGUGAUGCUCCGAGUCAUCACAGUCAAGAUGGCAAGAUGCGUCAUCCUGUGGACUUAGUUUGUUGGAGUUCCAUAGAUAAAAAAUACCCUACUUUUGCAUCUGAUCCGAGGAAUCUGAGAUUUGGACUUGCAACUGAUGGUUUCAACCCGUUCAGCCCUAAACAACCUGGAAAUGACAUUGAUGUAUACUUGCAGCCCCUUAUAGAUGACUUAAAACUGCUGUGGGAUGGUGUUGACAUGUAUGAUGCCUAUUCUAAAGCCAUGUUUAACCUCAGAGGUAUCCUAAUGUGGACUAUUAAUGAUUUCCCGGCUUAUAGGAAUUUAUCUGGGUUAACCAAUAAAGGAGAAUUUGCUUGUCCUGUUUGUGGUCCUGAAACUUGCUCUUACUGGCUACCACUUGCUCAUACAAUCUUAGAUGUGAAGGAAAAAUCAAAAAUUCGGGUAGCUUCACGUAGAGAUCUAGAGUUACAAGAAUUAAUGGAAGAUGUUCCAGAAGAAGCAAGAGAAGAUAAGCUGGAUUCUUCUGGACCUUACACCUUUACAAAGUCUGAGAAGGCAAAAUUUCUUAGAGGCUGUGGAUGCAAAGGAAGAGAAGCGAAAUUAUGUGGUCCAGUUCAUUAUAGGUGGAUGUACCCUUUUGAGAGAUACAUGAAGGUCCUUAAAGGUUAUGUUAGGAACCGUGCAGCUCCAGAAGGAAGUAUUUCAGAAAACUACUUAGCAGAUGAGUGUGUUAGGUUUUGUGGCAGAUACAUGAAAAACUCAUCUGUGUUUAGUAGUAAACGAAAACGGAAUGAUAGAGUUGAAAACGACACAAUAAUUGAAGGAUCGACACUGCUCAAAGGCCGAUCUUUACAGUUGACUGAUGAAAUUCACAAGGCUGUGCAUCUCUGUGUCCUUAUUAACAGUCAAGAAACUGAACCUUAUAUUGAGGUUCAUAAGGAAGAGUUAAGGUGGUCUGAUCAACAUUUGAUAACUGAUUCAAACUUGCUAGAGAAAGUGCAUUUGGAGAAUUUUGUGGAAUGGUUGCAACCUAAGAUUAAACUUGAAGCUGAUAGUACUUCUGUCGAGUCAUCUGAAAUGCUACAUUACCUUGUUAAAGGGCCAAGGCGUUAUGCAAUGUCUCACUUUGGUUUUAUUAUUAAUGGAAACCGUUUUCAUACUAAGGAGGCUAAUGUAUCUACACAAGACUAUGGUGUGCACAUAGAAGCAGAUACCUUAUCAAAUUACUAUGGGAUAAUCAAACACAUUUUGGUCUUGGAUUUCUACAAGUUCCGUUUGGCCGUAUUCCUUUGUGAUUGGGCCAACAUGACUUCUGGUGUGAAGAAAGUAGAUGGAUUCACCUUAGUUAACCUUCAUGAAGGUUUAAGUAAAAAAGAUCCAUUUAUUUUAACAUCACAUGCUAAGCAAGUUUUUUACUCUAGGGAUAAUGAAAAAUCCAGCUGGUAUGUUGUGUUGACGGCGCCACCAAGAGGUUUUGAUGAUCUCGAACAAUUUGAUGAGAUAUUUUAUGGCUCUACUGUUGAUCAAGAGCCAUCUGCACUUGACAUUGAGAAUAAGGAUGAUGUUGAAUCCUGA
Molecule: messenger RNA, 1974 nt
Organism: Fragaria vesca subsp. vesca
Lineage: Eukaryota; Viridiplantae; Streptophyta; Magnoliopsida; Rosales; Rosaceae
Exons: 8
Coding region: 1-1974 (657 amino acids)
Source: RefSeq, a predicted model, not a curated record